AUGGCGGUGGCAUCUCCGCAGCUGUAUCCACCUCCACCAGCGCUUACGCAAAGCCCCUUCCCGCAGUCGGCCGUCCCGGUUCCAGGUGUCACAAGCGGCCUCCUGAGCAGCGGAUCGAACUACCCUGUGAUUGCUCAGCUGCCGCCGGGCUGGGAAGGCCAACCGCCUCUGAGCCCGUUGCAGCAGUGGGUGCCUACACCUGAAGGCCUUCUGGAGAAGAUGAAGAGAAACAACCUGGCAGCCGGAAAGGGCAAAGGCGCUGGUGCUGGUGGUGUUGGCGGUGCAGGUGGCCUCAGUGCAAGCGGCCUUGAUGGAGAUGCUGCAGCCGAGGCGGCAGAAGAGAGAUUGGGUGUUGGAAUGCCUGUUCGCAUUUGUAACUUCUUCACCGCAGGCUCCGGUGAGUACAACGGUCUCAUUGGCGACGUCGUAGCUGUGAGCACCGAGCGAACUGGCAUGGCGGAG
Molecule: messenger RNA, 462 nt
Organism: Symbiodinium pilosum
Lineage: Eukaryota; Dinophyceae; Suessiales; Symbiodiniaceae
Source: the annotation of a GenBank genome assembly